CCCUGCUGUAGCAGCCAGGCCAGGGGAGAGGAGGAGUUGUGGAUCCAGGAGCAGACCAUGGAGCAGUGUGAAACUGCUGCAAGCCCCAGCAUAGAUCACCCAUGGAAGGCAGCGACAAUAAUGAGGAAGGCCUGGAUCCAGAGCAGAGACUCCUGGCAGGGCCUCUCUGAGAGCCAGGACACCCAGGAUCAGGAGGGUUGCAGUGAGAAGACACUGUGUCCAGAUCCCACUAUGGAGGAGAAGACAGCCGAGGAGCCAGGGCCUGUCCCUAAGAAGAUUGCGAGCUGGCUCAAGGACUGCAGGACUCCUCUUGGGGCCUCUCUGGAUGAACAGAGCAGCACUCAGUCCAAGGGAGUGCUUAAGAAUGGCUGCAGCUUUGAAGACUACUUUUCUCUGGGAGCUGAGGCCAACCACCUUCAGACCAACUGUGCCAAAACAGAGACACCCUGCUAUGGGAUAUGUGCAAAGGACAAGAGGAGCCAGUUCCUACAGAACAGGAGUAUGAACUCAAUAGGCUCAGGGAAGAGCAGCACCAGUGUAUCCAGUGUGUCUGAGUUGUUGGACCUAUAUGAAGAGGAUCCAGAAGAGAUCCUGUAUAACCUGGGGUUUGGCCGGGAGGAGCUGGAUAUCGCCUCAAAGAUCCCUUUGCGUUUCUUUAACAGCCCCUCUUGUGCUAAGGGCGUCGAUCUCAAGGUCUACCUGGAAGCACAGCUACAACGCACAGAGAUGGAAAAACCCAACUAUGCCCUGACAAGUCGUUUCCGUCAGAUCGCGGUCCUGACCACAGUGGCCAACGAAUUAUUUCAUCUCUACUCCCAGGUGUCGGGCCAGCCAGUCCAAAAGAUCUGCAGCCUGGAUGGGGAACCCCUUACCAUCAUCACUCCUUCUCCUCUGAAGAGGAACAACUCAGCCCUGAAUGCAGCCAAGAUCCUAAAGAAGACCAUCACCAAGCAUAACCUGUUCGGUGGGGCAGCAGAGGAAGUCUCUCAUAGUCCCACAGCCCUGUCUACUACCACAGAGAAACAAGCAGACCAAUUGAGUCCAGGUACAGGGGACAGCGCCAUCACUACUGACUCCGACCACAAGGGGGAGCUCAACCAGAAGGCCUUCAUGAAGAAGGAAUCUACUUCUCCGGCUAUGUUGACUGAGGACAGCCACUCUAGAGGCAGCACUGAAGCCCCCCUGAGCAUCAACAGACACCACCCUGGAGUGAAUGGAGACAGUCCUAAGCUAAAUGGAAAUGGCCUGGCAUUGACAGGAAGUGGAGAAAAUCACAUCUCGUUCACUGUCAGUGUUGUCCCUGAGGAGGCCCAGGAGGGUGACCUGCGCUUGUGCAGCGAGGCUGACCUGGAGAAAGAGCACCAGGAAAUCCAUCAGCAGGGCCAGAGGGCCAUCCGAUCAACCCCAGACGAGGAACCUAACUACAGCCUGAUGCCCAACCCUCACAUCGCCCACCACCACACGCAGGCCAAGGAUUCCUUUGAGAUGGAAGAGGUCCAGAGUAAUGAGGAUGAAGCUCUACCUGGAACUUGCAGCCUCUCUAGAGCUGGCAGUGAACAACAACUGAGAACAACCAGCCAGCAGUCAGACAGUAGUGGCUUUGCAGAGGGCCCCUCUACUGAUGGCUCAGCUAACAAUUUAAAGGUACAGGAGAGCGCUGACAGCUGUGACUGUGAGACCAUGCUGAUGUCCUACGCUGGGGAGGUGACCACUCCUCUAGCGCUUGAACACCCUGCCUUUGAGAGGCUGCAGUUGAAGGAGGAACAGGAGGAGGAGGAUGUGCAGACACCCUCUGUCCUACAGAAACACCUUGAGGAAGACGGGAGGGGGAGCAAGAGCCCUAUUGGGGAGGAGGAGCAGCGGCAGGAGGUGCCACAGUACACCUUCCACCAGUUACCUAAACCAGGAGAUAGAGGAGUGGCCCAAGACUCGGAGCAGGACCAGCAGCAUAGCACUGCUGAGGAAGCUGCUUCUAAUCCUGCCUCUGAGACUCCUCAGUCAACUCCUGAGACUUGCCAUACUGUUGACACGGCUACAGUGCCUGGUCCUACAGAAGACCAUGGCUCCAUCCUGGCCCCUGACUGCAGUGCCUCUGGUGCCCCAGCCAGGGAGGGUGUGCCUGACAGGGUGGAGAUGGAAGCCAGGCUCUCCAGCCCUAGCCCCAGCUGUCCCAUCCUCAGUGCCUCAGCCAGGGUCCACGGGGCCCUCUACAGGGCCCAGCAGGGGGCCUCGUCCCCAGGCCUCCAGGGCUCCUGCAUGAAGGGGACAGUGAGGGAUCUGUUCAGGAGAAGAGCCCCCCUGACGAGGUCCCGAUCCCUGCCUACCUCCCUCCUCAGCCCCUCCCGUGCGGUCUCCUCUGUCAGGAUCCAGUUUGGCCAGGGGACAGUCAGGCACUGCACUCGGACGGUCUUUUCCUACCGAUACACCCCAGAGGUGCAGGUGGAGGAGGAGGUGCAGGUGGAGGAGGAGGUGCAGGUGGAGGAGGAGGUGCAGGUGGAGGAGGAGGUGCAGGUGGAGGAGGAGGUGGGGUCCAUUGUGGAAGAGGAGGUUGCGGAGGAGGAGGUUCAGAGGAGAGGCAGCUUUUGCUCUAUCUUAAUUAUCAACAGAGAGGCCGAGCCAUCUCAUGGCCCUGGGCUACAGAGAGAUGGGGAGCUGAGAAAGCUUCAAGACAGAGUUCCCCCUUACCCCCUGGCCAUCCCCUGCUACCUGACCCGCUCAACCGUCUCACUGCACAGCCACAGCCCCCCUCCUGAGUGGGGAGAGAGACCUCUGGUGGAGCACCACAGUGCCUGGAGCACCUGUAGUGUACCUAACCUUACCCAACGUAACCUGGCACAGCAUAACCACCCUAACCUGAACCACUUCAAUAACCCUAACCUCACCCAGCACAGCAACCCUAACUUAAACCUCACCCAGCACAGCAACCCUAACUUAAAUCUCACCCAGCACAGCAACCCUAACUUAAACCUCACCCAGCACAGCAACCCUAACUUAAAUCUCACCCAGCACAGCAACCCUAACUUAAACCUCACUCAGCACAGCAACCCUAACUUAAACCUCACCCAGCACAGCAACCCUAACUUAAACCUCACCCAGCACAGCAACCCUAACUUAAAUCUCACCCAGCACAGCAACCCUGACUUCAGCCUCACCCAGCACAGCAACCCUGACUUCGGCCUCACCCAGCACAGCAACCCUGACUUCAGCCUCACCCAGCACAGCAACCCUGACUUCAGCCUCACCCAGCACAGCAACCCUGACUUCAGCCUCACCCAGCACAGCAACCCUGACUUCAACCUCACCCAGCACAGCAACCCAGAUUUCAUCCUCACCCAGCACAGCAACCCUAACCUGGCGCACUUCAAUUACCCUAACCUCACCCAACACAGCAACCCUGACUUCAACCUCACCCAGCACAGCAACCCUAACCUGGCGUACUUCAAUUACCCUAACCACACUCAACACAACAACCCUGACUUCAACCUCACCCAGCACAGCAACCCUAACCUGGCGCACUGCAAUUACCCUAACCUCACCCAACAUAGCAACCCUAACUCUAACCUCACACAACACAACCUAGCCCAACACAAUAACCCUAACCUCCCACAGCACACAGCCCCCAACUUACCCCAUCAUAUGGUCCCUAACCAUCCUCACCAGAGUCCUCCUUACACUAACAACAUGGGCAAAACCCUUCCACACAACUUCCCACACAGCACACACUACCCAUUUUCCCCGUACAGCUCCUCCUAUAAUACCCCGCCCCAUAGCGACCCUUUCAGUUCACCUUACUGUAACUACCACGGUAACCCAUAUAGUGGGUCCUACAGCUACCCACACAGCAACAAUCAUUAUACUGCCCAUAGUUCUUACUCUAACCCAUCACACACACCUUCCAAACUGCCUCCACAUCUCUCUACUGCCCCCUAUGGAGAAACAUACAGUACUCCAUUCCCUGGCCACGAUCAUCUGUUUCCUUACCCCCAUGGAGUUGACCCUAUGGGGGCAGCCCCUAAUGCCCACCCUCCACCAGCCCUGUCUACCACUGAGAUGCAGCUCAGACGGGUCCUUCAUGACAUCAGAGGAAGUGUACAGAACUUGGCUCAGAAUUCAUCCGAAUGCAGAGCAGACACUCCCUCAGACGUUUUCAAUCCUCAGAGAUCUGCCCAGCCACUGUUAGAGACCUCUCUCCAGAAGGAGCUGCAGGCUAAGAGGAGUCUGAAUGUGUUCCAGACCCAGAUGAUGGCUCUGGAAGUGUCCCUGAUGAAACAACAGGCGUUAGUCUACCAGCACCUCAGUCAUGACGAGAGGCAGGAGGCGGAGCAGCUGCAGGGCCUGCGGUCAGCAGUGAGAUGGGAGCUGAAGGAACUAGAGCUCCAGCUGGAGGAUCGGCUGCUGACCUUGAACGAACAGCUCCGCUCUGCCAGCCACCACAGUCUCUACCGCCAUCGCAUGAUGUCGAACCUGCUGAUGGAACCGCUGUACCUGCAGACAGAGCUGGGCUACGAGGGUGGGGCAGAGAGCAGACCAAGCAUGGCACCCACCCCGAGCUCAGGCCGCUCCUCCAGGUCAGCCAGUCCAAUGAGGUCCUCCAGAUAUCACCCAGGCCCCUCCCACGCCCCAGAGCUGCCCCUCCCAGGCCCCCAGAAGACAGGGGUGUACCGAGCCUCCAUCACCCUCACCCCAGCCCCCCCUCCACGGCCUGGUGCCUCCACAGGAUUCUCCCAGGGCCAGAUUGGUUCUCUAGAGGCCCAGGACCAUGCCAUAGACCAGGCACUGACAGGAGAGCAACAUCCAGAGGAUCGAGCACAAGGAGAGGAAGAGGACAGAGGAGGAAGAGGCGCAGCUGUAGACCCUCACCUGCUAGAGGAGAGGGGUAGGGAGGGAGGAAGAGGACAAAGAUUAGGCAUGGGAAGGGCAAGCAACCCCCAGCUACAGCAGCUCAUCAAGGAGAUCAAAGAGAGCCUUGCUGAUGAGAUUCGACAGGAGAUAGCCAGCGAGCUCCUGGCGGCCGUAUCUCCACGACGAUCACCUGUGUUGGCCAGAGAAUACCCCCUGUUAGACUGUUGACAGGUCCUACAUCUGAGUUGAAGAUAACCACUGGUAAAGUCUACCCAUUCUACUCAACCUGAACACUGGUGAAGCCAUACACUGAACAGCCCAACGACCUUUUACCACUGUUUCUACUAUUUCCAGAGAGUCUGAUGACGGCAGAUACCUUAACACUGUGUUUUCAACCAUAUAGGUAGAGGGUUUUUAUUUCUAUGGUUUCAACUCCUGAGUAGUCUGCUGACUGACAGAUACUCUGGGGCCUCAUUUAUAACCGUUGCGUAAAUUUCACACUAAAUAUCUGAACAUCUGCGUGUGCCAUUUCUGAAAAGACUGCAUACAUACAAAAAUAUUGAGAUUUAUAAACUUGGCACACACCAUACAUACUGUUUACUGUUAUAAAUCACAGCCGUCCUGAAACUGUGUGAGUGAAAGAGCAUCAGUUCUCUGCCUGAAAAACGCCCAUCAUUCACCUUUUAUGGUGACAAAAACGCCCAUCAUUCACCUUUUAUGGUGACAAAAACACCCAUCAUUCACCUUUUGAUGGUGACAAAAAUGCCCAUCAUUCACCUUUUUAUGGUGACAAAAACGCCCAUCAUUCACCUUUUUAUGGUGACAAAAACGCCCAUCAUUCACCUUUUAUGGUGACAAAAACGCCCAAAAACACCCUUGCUGUAUACUUUGGAAGUAUUCGAGCAGUUUUCCAAAGGCAAUAGCGAACUUGAUCAAACUUGAUUGCAGAAUGUUAAACUUUUGCAAUGACAUUUGCUGUAGGCCUAGGCUAUCUGAUAGACAAAACGUUUAUGAAAGACAACAACUAUUGCAAAUUGCUGUUAAGCUGUAAGCAGACUGUUUGAAUUUAAUUGGGCAUGUUUUUUUACAUUGACUUUUUCUCGAAACGAUGCUGCACUGCCCGCGAAUUCUGAAACAUUCUCUACUUACAGUGGUAGACAUGCACACUACAAUGCACCUGUUCACCUGGUACAUUUUAAUUUAGUUAUAAACCCGCUUCCUUUCUGAUGCAUAGAGCAAAAUACUUGAAAUAAUAGCUUAUCUAAUAGGCUUAAUUAAAUGAGAGAUGCGCAUGGUAAUUUGUUGUAGGCUAUGGUUACUUCAGAAAUAUGGACCAAUAAUGUCCAGAAAAGGUGAAGAAUUUAUUCUGCGAUUAGUUAUGAAAAUAUGUAUUAUGUGUAUAAAUGCAAUAUCGUCUACUCAAGAAAUGUUAAAUUGCAGUAUUCAGAUGUCGGCUACAGAAGUAACCUACAACCUGUCUGUUCCACCGUUAAUACAGCUGCGCUCUGGAUCGGAUGGCAUACAGCAAAACACUUGAAAUAGCUUAUCUUUACUUCUGUGAAGUGGGUCCAAUUAAAGGAGAUAUGAGAUGAAUGGUAUCCUUGUUGUUGCCCUAUAUAGGCUACCUCGUGAGUAUGACACCAUCACAGAAAAGGUGAGCCAUUUAUUAUGCAAUGAUCAUGGAAAUAAAUAAUAAAUAAUAGCCAGGGAUAUAGAUGAUUGUCUAAUUAUUUUAAAAUGCAAAGAUAAACUAAAUAUAUUUUCGCUUUACUCACUAACGGAAAAUGAUUGCAUCUUAUUAACAUGUUUAUUGUUAUGCAUAAGCGUGUCCAUCAUAUCCCCCAUUUGCACAAAAUAUAAAUGUACUUGCCUGCUUGCAAUGCAAUAUUUCAACCACUAGAAUCUGCAUAAGCAUUGUCUAAAGUCUGCGAAAAGGCGAGCACGUUUUUACAUCAAGUUCAGUUUUUAUAAAUGCCAACUUUUGAGUGAAAAUUGGCGCACAUGUUUUGGGAUAUAUUUUGUACCUUCCAAAGGUUUAUAAAUGAGUUCCCUUGUAUCUUAAGACCUCUAUGCUGUGUGCCUUUGAGACACUAAUGCUGCUGUAUACUUGCUGUUAUAGUGAACUGUCUUUGUCUCUGUCUUAACCGUCCUAUUUCAAACACUCAGAAUGACUAACUACUGCAUUACUCAUGUGUUGUCGACAGGGGGGAAUUGGAGGGGAACUAGAGUUCACAAAGUAAAAUAAUUUUGACAUGUACAAAAUGUGUUUAAGUAACUCCCCAGUGUUUCCAGAUUUCUGUGAAACAUGACCUAUAAUUACUUACAAUAUGAGCUAAAGAGUUUUCCUUCUAUUUAUUUUAAUUUUUUAUUAGGUGUGUUAAAAAGCUGUUUUUCUGUGUUGGAAUGUUAUGGGUGUACCCCAACAACAGAAUGGUGUGGGCAUAUACCCGGUCAUUAAAAAUAUUAAUGCUAGUAGACCGCUGAUUGGCUAUCUCCUCCUCAUGGCGAUGACAUCAUGUUCUAUGAGGAAAUGGCAAGCAUUUUUGUGUUUUAUUUUUUUCAAUUAAUGCUGGCAACAUAUGAGUAUAGGAAGAGUCAACAAAAUUAUUUGGAUAUGAGUUAACAGAAUAUGAACUCUUAAAAGUUAGAUUUUCACUGGGUAGUUACUUUAAGGUAAAUUCUAGGAUCAGUGAUUUCCCAGAGUGACUUUUCUCCAAUUCCAUCUCUGGUUGUUGGUGACAUUGUUAUUAUGUUAUGAUCCUGACAUUGUGUAUGGGUUGUAUUUAAGCACAUAGAUGUGGAUCAGGGUGCAUCUCUUGUCCUAAAGGUGAAAAAUAGAGUUAGAAGAUGAUAAUGGUUGUAUGGGAAUUUAGUGUCUGCUGUAAAUUACCAUGCCCUCCUCUUCUAAUACCAUCUCUAUGAGGAACUAAUCAGACCUGGUUUCAAAUACUAUUUGAAGUCUUUUAAAUACUCUGAUUGUUUGCUCAGCUUGCCUGUAGUGCCAGAUGGGUGGGUUUACCAUUUUGGGACUAUUCUUAAUGGCUUGUUAAGCCAGGCAAGGUCAGAUAAAGUAUUUGAACCCAGGUCUGGAACUAACUACGCAAUACAUUUCACUGUCUCUGAACUUGAAAAUAUAAUUAGAGCUCUAUAUAGUCUUUCUACUAUCAGACAAGAUACUGUUAAUUCUACUGUGUUUCUACUCUCCAGUUCAGGCCAUCUGUCUGUCUCUAUCUCUCUUUUUUAUUACCCCUUUAAAGAAAAUAUCUCAGGACAAAUGCAUUUAGUGGUUUUAACAUCUAUUUAAGAUAAGAAAUACAGGUAUGAAUUUUUGUUUGUUUUUAAUGUGAGACACUAAGAAAAACACGCAUCCGGGUCGAAUUCAUUAGGCACCAAAUGGAGGAAAAUUGAUUGAAUCGGUGAGGGACUAACUGGACUUACUUUCUGUAUAAUUUUUAUAAAUAACGUUUUCCAUUGUUACCCUAAUGAACACAACCCAGGACAAAGGUGUGAAAUGAAUAUAAUGCAUACAUUUAAGUGGUGCUUUUUAAAAGCAGUAGUUGAUGCAACCCAAUUAAACUUGUCGUUUCCAGUUUGAACAAAUUAUGUACAUAAUGUUUAUGUUAAAAUUAAAUAUUGGUGCACCUAAAAUAUUGAAGGAAUGCAAAAGGGACUCAUUUCGUGGAAUGACCCACUUACUACAUAGCUGUAGAUUAUCUGUACUUACCUGUAGCUUACUUGUACUUACUAAUGGUCAAGCACAGACGAACAUGCAACUUAUAACAUCUCUUUUCCCCUAUAUGCUGAACUGUGCAUCACCCCUGAGGUGGCACCCAGUCCCUUGUCCGGCCCGCUCCACACCUCCAGCCCCUGCCUCUAAUUCUCUGGCAUUUCCUCCAGAGGUAUUAGGUGUUCCUAGGUCGUACGUGUUUAGAGGCACAGAAUGAUCCCUGAGCAUAAAUGGGCACCAUUGAUGGCAAGGCGAAAACACACUGUGUGCGUCUCAAAUGGCAUCCUAUUCCCUACAUAGUUCACUACUUUUAACCAGGGUCAAAAGUAGUGCAGUAGGGAAUAAAGUGCCAUUUGAGACGCAGAACUGCCCCAUCCAUGGGCACUGGGACUGUGGGCCUGUUUGUGUGUCACUCAGUUUGACUUGGCGUGGUGUAAAUAACAGGUCUGUGUUGCUGAGGUUAUUACUUUUCUCUAAAGCGCUCCUUUAUAUUGUUUAUUAUGGUUUCUCUGUGUACAGUACGUUGACACAUUGUGAACAUUACAUCAGCGUACUGUGUUUUGUCUUCUCAUUCUAGCUUGGAUUAUCUGCCAUUCCUAGACAGAUGCCAGAUACAGAGAAAUGGGUCAUUUAUGGGUCAUCAAAGUCCUCAGAGGACUGCAUGUCAGAAUGUUGUUUUGGUCAGUCCUUGCAGACUACUACAUCAUCCACAAAUAAACAUGUUAUUUAUUUGUAUGUAUUUGAACAUUGUGGUUACAUUAAUGAUGAAUGAAAUCAAAUAAAUCUAAUUCAUGAA
Salmo salar (Atlantic salmon) is the source of this 9365-nucleotide messenger RNA. Its product is annotated as protein ITPRID2. The record is from RefSeq and is a predicted model, not a curated record. Lineage: Eukaryota; Metazoa; Chordata; Actinopteri; Salmoniformes; Salmonidae. Gene Ontology annotation, molecular function: signaling receptor binding.